This is a messenger RNA of Helianthus annuus (common sunflower), 1428 nucleotides long. RefSeq lists its product as uncharacterized. Bases 284 to 1165 code for a protein of 293 amino acids. The transcript has 10 exons. The record is from RefSeq and is a predicted model, not a curated record. NCBI's taxonomy places the organism in Eukaryota, Viridiplantae, Streptophyta, Magnoliopsida, Asterales, Asteraceae.
GCAGUUAAGAAUGGCAGAAGAAAAUGGUGAUUCAGAAACCCUAACUGAUGCUUCGUAUCGUCUCCUUCAAUCGUCACUCUCUCUGCAACUUUUCAAGGGUUAGAAGCAGACUGAGUAUUAUCAACACAGUCACGAUUGAGUUAUGGUGGUGGCGGUAUUAAUUUGUUUUAUUUGUGGGGUUUGAAGGAGACUCUAGAUCCAUUGGUUAUUAUCUCAAGCACUUGGAUCCAUCUUAGUGAAGCAGGGUCGAUUUUAGUGGGGUGUGUGUGUGUGUGGUAGGGGGAUGUUUCAGCCCUCAAAGUGCUCGACACAUACUAUAUAUACUUAUGAAGUCAGCCGCUCGCUAACUGGACUGAAAUGUGGGAAAGCACUUGAACCCUUGACAUUGUUAGAAGUUGCCAAAGGGCUGUCCUCACAACCUGAUUUCUGUGUUCAGGUAGACCAUAGUCACAUGGAACGCGGUACGCUCCGGUACGUGGUACGAAAACGGGAACUCAGUGGCUUGCUAAUUACUCUGAAUUGUGGAAAGGCACUUGAUCCCUUGACAUCAGUAGUAGUGGCCCAAGAGUUGAUCUCAGAACUUAAUUACGAUGUUCAGGGAGUCAUCAACUUGCUAUUGGGACUGAAUUGUGGAAAGGCACUUGAACCCUCGACAUUAGUAGAAGUUGCCAAAGGGUUGUUUGUACUACUAAAUUGCGAUAUUCAGGAUGUCAGUGAUUUGCUAAUUGGACUGAAUCAUGGAAAGGCACUUGAACCCUCGACAUUAGUACAAGUAUCCAAAGCGUUGUUCUCAGAACUUGAUUUUGAUUAUCAGGUAGUCGGCAACUUGCUACUUGGACUGACUUGCGGAAAGGCACUUGAACUCUCGCCAUUAGUAGAAGUUGCCAAAGGGUUGGCCUCUGAACUUGAUUUCGAUCUCCAGGAAGCGAGUGAUUUGCUGUUUGGACUGAAUGGUGGAAAAACAUUGGAACCCUUGACAAUAGUACAAGUUGUCAAAGGGUUAUCCUUAAUAUUUGAUUUGGAUGUCCAGCACGUUAGCGGCUUGGCAAUUGAAUUGAAUUUAGGAAAAGCAUUUAAACCCUCGGCAUUAGUACAAGUUGCCAAAGGGUUGUCCUCAGAACUUUGCUUUGAUGUCCAGGAACUCACCCGUUUGCUAACUCGAUAGAACUAGUAGCUUAACCAGCGCUGAGGCGGGUUUUGUCACAUCAAUCAAAAGUACUAAUAUUGCCACUGAUUGAAAUGGUACAUGAGUGCAUGUUUUGAACUUUUGCCCUUAUGGAUUAAAAGAUCUAGCAAACUUUUAGAAAGAAAUUUAACAACCUCUACAAAGUAUUGUAAGCAGUAACCAGUUUGAUUUGAUGUCUUUCAUUUUGGAUCAUAUAACAAUGUAAAUAAUAUAAAGCAACCCAACUCAAAUUUUACCACAUC